AGUGUUAAAUUAUGUAAAAACUGUCGGUCUCCAUCUCUAAUACCUCUUGAACAAUCCUAAAACCUCUCUCCUUCCGCCGAUACUCGCAUCGCGUAUUUUAGCUUCCCGUUCUCUCUCUCUGUACUUUUUGGUUCAAGGAUGGGAAAGGCAAAGAAACCUCAGAAGUUUGCUGUCAUGAAGAAGACGAUAAGCCACAAAGCUUUGAAGCAUUACAAGGAGGAGAUUCUGAAUCCAAACAAGAAGGACCUCACUGAGCUUCCCAGAAACGUUCCGAAUGUUCCAUCAGGGAUGUUCUUUUCUCACAACACUAAUAUGGUUCCUCCUUACCGAGUUCUGGUGGAUACUAACUUCAUCAACUUCUCUAUCCAGAACAAGAUUGAUAUAGAGCAGGGGAUGAUGUUCUGCUUGAACGCAAAAUGCACUCCUUGUAUCACGGACUGCGUCAUGGCUGAGCUUGAGAAGUUAGGCCAGAAGUAUCGUGUCGCUCUUAGGAUUGCGAAAGAUCCUCGCUUCGAAAGACUACCUUGUGUACACAAAGGCACAUAUGCUGAUGACUGUCUCGUUGACAGAGUUACUCAGCAUAAGUGCUUCAUGGUGGCUACUUGUGAUAGAGACUUGAAGCGUAGGAUUCGAAAGGUUCCUGGAGUGCCUCUCAUGUACUUGGCGGGUCGCAAAUACUCAGUAGAGAGGCUGCCUGAGGCAACACUUGGUAGAGCUCCAAGAUACUGAUAUCUGAUCCAAGAAGCUCUGAAGACUUGAGUUAGUGUCGGUUUAAGCUUUGAGUCAGAUGUUUGUGAUAUCUCUAGGGGUCUUGUUCUCUGCUGUCUGUUUGAUACAAAGGUUAACUUUAAUGGAAAUCUUUCUGGAGUCUUUACACUUCAAAGCCUUGUUUAAAACAUAAUAUUAUUGUUGAGCUACACAGUUUUGUUAAUCA
Brassica rapa (field mustard) is the source of this 934-nucleotide messenger RNA. Its product is annotated as rRNA-processing protein FCF1 homolog. NCBI's taxonomy places the organism in Eukaryota, Viridiplantae, Streptophyta, Magnoliopsida, Brassicales, Brassicaceae. Gene Ontology annotation, cellular component: small-subunit processome. The record is from RefSeq and is a predicted model, not a curated record.